Molecule: messenger RNA, 1315 nt
Organism: Aspergillus steynii IBT 23096
Lineage: Eukaryota; Fungi; Ascomycota; Eurotiomycetes; Eurotiales; Aspergillaceae
Exons: 1
Coding region: 277-1011 (244 amino acids)
Source: RefSeq, a predicted model, not a curated record
ACAGCUUAAUGUAAAGCAAUAUACGAUUCAAAAUAAUAAUCAGAUGGAAGGCGAGGGGGAAAAUAAGAUAGUAAUAAUCCAAUAACCAAGCCAGAGAAAUGGAAAUCAGAAUCCUCCAAGUGUUAAUAUCUAUACAAGAGAAGGAGAGGGUAAGAGGGAAAUAAGAGAGGGGGGAGGGGGAGGAGAAGGGAAGGAAGAGGGAAGAGAGAGAACGGAGAGGGUAGAAAUGAUCGCAGGCAAGAUUAGGGCAAUAUCGUUAACAUCAUCAACAUCAUCAUGACCGCGAUGGAGAAGCAACAGAAAAAGAAAAGGGAAAAAAGCCCAAGAGCCAGGCGAAUGGGAGGGUAUACGAAUGGAGAGCGAGAACAAGGGGAAUGUCACCUGCAAGCGCGGGCCGUCAAAGAAAAAAGUGGAUAUUGUGCCAAUCAAAAGGAUGCGGGUAGCACCGUCCCCCGGCGAUGUGUCAGACGGCGAAAGGGGUUGGUCAAUGGCGUUUGUGAUGGAUCAAUUCGGGGGUGGAGAUGGAGAGCGAGACAGACAGAGAGAGGGAGAGAGAGAGAGACGAAGGGGGGAGGGAAAGGAAGAGUGGAGGACAGGCAGGGAGAGAGAGGGCGACCGGAAGACUAUCUUCGGCAGGGGGAGACGGAUGACGCUGCGAUCGACUUGCAAUGCAAGUCAUGGGAAUCCAGAUCUGAUGGGAUCAAAUCAUCCGGAGAGAAGAGAAGCACAGAAGAGACGAAGCCAAAGCCAAAGCCAACGGAAGAACCGAAUGUCGUCAUCCCGGCGAGAUCACGUGCAUCUGGCGCGAAGGGGAGGAUUCACUCGCAUUCCGGAGUAUACAAGAUGUAUAUCAGUGUUCGUCUUCAGAUACUCAAGAUACUCGAGACUGGACAGCUCCUGCCGGUUUGUGAAGGAGCCUGGGGUGGAUUCGACCCAGGCAAUAAUAAUGAACUCGGUUGGGCCAUCAACCAUGGAUCUCCUGGACUGUCGAUGUGGUUCGAGAUAGAUUAAUUUUCAUGACUCUGGCCUUCCUUCAGCCACGCCAAUGAACAUUGCAAUUAAUCCCCCGGUCUACGUAGAUGACUUCCCAUUAAUGCCUUUGUCUUCUCUCUGCAUUCUGCGGAUUCUCUGGUGGCAUCAAUUCCAACCAGGGGCUCUUUUUUAUUUUACUUUUCUAUUUCAUAAUUUUUACCCACCCUUACUUGGAGUUCCGUGGAACUCCUUCUCUCCCGCCUUCUUUGUCUCCCUUUCUUUCAACUCACCUUCUCCUCUCUCUCCCUCUUCCUUCCCCUUUUCAGCAUGUUGGGAUUUCUCC